Messenger RNA from Cottoperca gobio, 4979 nucleotides. RefSeq names its product kinesin family member 16Bb (gene kif16bb). Gene Ontology annotation, biological process: microtubule-based movement. The record is from RefSeq and is a predicted model, not a curated record. NCBI's taxonomy places the organism in Eukaryota, Metazoa, Chordata, Actinopteri, Perciformes, Bovichtidae. The transcript is spliced from 20 exons. Gene Ontology annotation, molecular function: ATP binding; microtubule motor activity; microtubule binding. The coding region runs from base 150 to 4466 and encodes 1438 amino acids.
CCAGUGGCUGCAUUGUGUAAGUACGGGCCCCAGGUGUGAUAAUUAGAUGUGGAAUAGGCUGCGUUGAUGUUCACGCAGAUGCCUUCACGCGGAAGGCCGACUUCAGUUUCAAAGAAAGAGAAACACUGACAGAGAGAAUUGGCCGUUUGAUGUGUUCUGUUGGAUUUAGAUUAAUAAUGUCUUCAAUGCGAGUAGCGGUCCGAGUCCGUCCAUUGAACAAAAGAGAAAAGCAGUUAUCGUCGAAGGUGAUAAUUCACAUGAAGGAGAACUCUACAUCUAUUCACAAGCCAUCUAUUCGAGGAGACGAGCUGAAGGACAGAGAGAAGACUUUUUCUUAUGACUUCUCAUAUGAUUCAACUGACCCAGAAAGACCCACAUUUAUAUCCCAGGAGAGGAUUUUUCAUGACUUGGGGUCUGAUGUCAUGAAAGCUGCAUUUGAUGGUUUCAAUGCCUGCCUGUUUUCCUAUGGCCAAACAGGCUCAGGAAAAUCUUACACCAUGAUGGGUCACGCAGUAAGGCCUUCUCUCACCUUUCUCAGCACUGCUACUAAGGAAGAUAAAGGUUUAAUCCCACGGAUCUGUGAAGGCUUAUUCUGCGAGAUAUCUCGUAGAGGCAAGAGUGAUGCCGUGUCAUUCUGUACAGAGGUCAGCUAUUUGGAGAUCUAUAAUGAUUGUGUGCAGGACCUUCUUAAGAAGAGAACUACGCCAAUAUAUGGAGGCUUGAGAGUAAGGGAGCACCCCAGGGAUGGACCCUAUGUAGAGAAUCUGUCCAAGCACUUGGUAAACAACCACAGUGACAUGGAGGACCUGAUCAUGCUUGGCAAUACCAACCGCACCACAGCCAGCACGGGCAUGAAUGACCUCAGCAGCCGCUCCCACGCUAUCUUUACCAUCAUGUUCACCCAGGCGUGGUUUGAUGCGGAGUUACCACGUGAGACGUUGAGUAAGAUCCACCUGGUGGACCUAGCAGGCAGCGAGAGAGCAGAAGCCACGCGGAACACAGGCACCAGGCUGAAGGAAGGUGCCAACAUCAACAGAUCCCUGGUCACCCUGGGCAGUGUGAUCUCAGCGCUGGCUGAUCUCAGAGUGGGAGGACAGUCAACAAAAAAGAAGAUCUUUAUUCCUUACAGGGACUCUGUGCUGACAUGGCUGCUGAAAGACAGCCUGGGUGGAAACUCUGUGACUACUAUGAUAGCAAUCUUUUUGUUUUUCAUGUUUUAUCUCACCACUGCUCAUCAACCUGUGUGCUUUCCUCCCUGGUGGCCUCUCGUGGCAGCCGUCUCACCUGCUGAUGUGAACUACAUGGAGACCCUAAGCACGUUGCGCUACGCCAGCCGAGCUAAAAACAUAGUGAACUCUCCCACGGUGAACGAAGACGGCAGCGUGAAGGUGAUCAGAGAGCUUCAGGCAGAGGUUUCCAGGCUCAGAAGGCUGCUAGAAGAAGCCAAUCAGGUAUCCCAUGGGGAGUCAUCUUCCUCAUUGAAGGUAGAGGAGGAGCUGCAUCAGAAUGAGGCAAGGGUCCUAGCACUGACCAAGGAGUGGACCAGCAAAUGGGGCGAGACUCGAUGUAUUUUGCAGGAGGAGACUGUGGCUCUGAGGAAGCAGGGGAGUGGAGUGAUCCUGGACUGCCAUUUACCUCAUCUGAUCGGCAUCGAUGAAGACAUGUUCAGCCCUGCAGUUGUCCUGUAUUAUUUAAAAGAGGGCAGAACUCUGAUCGGGAGUGAUGAAGCAUCAUGCAGUCAGGAUAUUGUGCUUCAUGGGCCUGGGCUCCUCAGUGAACAUUGUGUGCUUGAGAACAGUGCUGGGACUGUGACGCUGAUCCCUCAGGAUGGUGCACUGUGUUCAGUCAAUGGCACUGUGGUAACUGAUCCCUGCCAGCUGACUCAGGGUGCCGUCACACAGCUAGGAAGAGGAACCAUACUCCGGUUUAACCACCCGACUGAAGCUGCCCAGCUUAGAGAGAAACGUCAGAGCGGGCUGCCGUCUGCCUUCAACCUGACCUUGACUGACAUGUCCAACUCUACUGAGAAUCUGUCCAAGGUGAAGCUGCAAAACCAAGGGAGGAUAGAAAAGAAGCUCAACCAGCAGGAGGUGGAAUGGCAGCAGGUCCAAGAAAAUCUGAACAGACGCAACCAGGACAUCAAAAGACUUUCAAAGGAAAACAGUAGGGCUCCCCAUCAACAGCGAGCAGAAAAGAAGACAACGGGGGCAGAGAAGGAAGAAACAGGCAAUGGCCAGAUGGAUGAGCAGUCUGCAGAGACAGCCGAGUCCACAGUGCCAAGCAGCUGUCUUGCCUCUUCCACAAUAGAGAAGCUCAUGGUUACCGUCAUACCUGAAAUAUAUCCUGUCCAUCACAUUAGUUUUGACUUGGAUGGAGACUCACUACAGGGUGGGAUAAGCACCAGGGAUGGCCACGAGCAGGAGAGGGACUCGUGUCAUAAAUCAGGGCCGGGGCUCAUGUCUGAGUGGCCACGGAGGAAAGCUCAGAGCGGGGCUGGAGUUGCAAGUUCUAAGAGCGAUGAGGUUUGGUCAGGGGAUGCCAGCCUCCAGCAGACAAGUGUCCUGGGUCCGGGUGAUGGAUGUGGCACGAAGCCAGAGGGGAAUGCUAACAAGAUCAAAGGCGUCGUGGCUGACUGCUACAAGGAGAGACCUGACUCUGGUGGGAGCUCAUUAAGCAGCAUGUCCCACCUGCAGAGCAGCAGAGGAACUAUCUCGAUGUCUGUCCUCCCACAGACCAGCGCUCAUCUGCAGCUCGACAUAAAGCCUCUCAGCAGUCGGGCAGCCUGCUGUCCACCUGAGGAAACUACCUUCGAGGGCCAGUUUGGCUGUGGAGAGAUGGAUGAAUCUGGGGGUUUGGAGGAGAUCCUGGCAGUGUGUGAGACAGAGACUGCAGCAGCCAUAGUUCAACGCUCAGGGCUGGGAUCUUUUGUCUACAGAGUUUCUUUGUUUGCUCAGGAUGCAGGGCGUCUCCUUUGGAGCUCCCCCACAGUAUUGCAGCAAGUCAGGGAAAAGGGACUUCAGCAUGUUGGGGCCCGCUGGUCAAGUCAUGUUGUCUCUCUAGUCAGGGAGAGUAAUGUUCUGUCUGCAGUGAAGGACAGCAAGGUCUUCUCUCUGGUAAGGGAUAGUCACAUUUUUUCCCUGGUGAAAGCUCUUCCUCUCAUACAACACAUCCAGAUGGAUAUUACUCAACACCUUCAGCCUGAGGAGGCAUUUCAGAUGAUUCAGGGCUGCAUUAAUCCUGACACCGCACAAACCUUUGACAAUGCAGAAGAAUUGCAAAACGACAUUCCGCUGAUUCCAGAAGAUAUCUUGACAAGGAAUAAGAGUAUUGAGGAUCUGCAGUUACCAGAAGAGCAAGACAUGUCUGAAAUUGAUGUAAAACAAGGAUACACACUGAUUACAGGGCUGUUACCAGUAAAGCAUAUCAGUCAGCCAGAGGUUACCCAUGCACCUGAAGACAAAGAUCAGGCAUUGGAGAACUCAAGGACUGUGCACAACAAAAACAAUGUCAACAUGUUUUGUCAAACGGUCAUCUCCACCUCACUGCGCACCUCUCAGAAGAUUUUAGCUCUCUAUUGGCUGAAUGUUGCUAAAUGCAGCCAACCUGAGCCCCGUCCUGCCCUCCUGAUCCUAGCAGAGACUGGCCUCUUCACCAUGACCUCCGACUCUGGGCGCCUGGUUUUGUUCCAUCACCUCCCCUUGUUGCAGCUGAAAGAGGUGCAGAUAGGCUUAGCAGGCCACAGUCUGCGUUUGAUGGGCACUACAGAGGAGAGCAUCCUGGGAGUCUACACCCACAGCCAGCAGCUUACCAAAAAGCUGUGCUCGGCCAUACUUGGUGUCAUCUGCCCUAGGGACAACAGGGUCUCUCGGCACCCACUGCUCCAUGGAGACUUGAUGAAGUUGUCUUUAGACUGGCAGGCCUGUGUACCUGACCUGCUGCUGGAUGCUGGUUUAAAGGUUUGCUGCCAGUUUCAGAAAAGUCUUGCUGAUCUGGUUUACUUUCUUUAUUGUAAUAUGGAUGAUGAGACCGUAACUCUGGGAGACGUGCAGAUACUACUCUACACAGGUGUAGGGGUGAGCAUCAGUCCCAGUACCCUCACUGAACCUCUGGCCCAGCUUUUACUCACUGACACCCACCUUGGCCUCGUGCAGGAGGAUGCUGUCUUUUACCCGACUCUACGCACUGUAACGAUAGUGCCCCGCCGUCCCCAAUUCAAUGACUUAACUCUCCGUCAGCGCUCAGACGUGCGCUGCGUGCUGGUGCAUGAUGAAGACGAGCACGGUGCUGUCAGUCUGGAUGUAAUCUUGGCAAAUGUGAGGGGCAGGGGUCACCCUGAAAGCGUGACUAAGGCAGCUACCCCGUCUGCACAAGCUUCAAAUUCAUCUCCGCAUGCAGAAGUGUGGAAAUUAACUUUCAGUUGCUCCUCUGAGGCCGCUUUCCUGAUUAAGCACUUGUCAAAUGUCUGAUCAAGGACUGAACAGGCAGUAAUGAACAGCCCAGCUUGAAAACUCUCACUCACAGGGAGCAAAAGUGCAUCCCAACCAGACAACGCAAAGGACAGCUUCACUGGUAAAUGACAGUGGAAAACUAUGACCUAUUUUGAAGUUUCCGUAUUGAUUUGUUUUUGGAGAAGUUUUUGUCAUUUUAAUAAUGCAUGGCUUUAGCACUUUUAUCUUUAAAGCCCUUGAAUUUCUUUCUUGUAUUGUUUUUCUUCUUUAACCAUUAGCCCCCGUUAUUAUUUUUGACUAAGAGGUUGUCAGUUUAAUGUGGGAUGUUUUAAAUAAUUAGUUCAACAUAGAGGAUUAAAAACAUGUUUGUACCGGUUUCGUUUGUUUCAUGGGCAUUGUAACAUUUCUUUUUUUUUAUAUUUUAUAUUAAAAGUCGAAUCAAAUUAUCUCCGUCAUGUUUACUUGAAUGAUAUAUGUAUGUCAAGCUGUUGCCAAAUAAAAUAUAUUACAUAAAUAAAUAUUUUAUAUUAA